AGGGGUGCGGGUGGUCAAGUCUUGGAUUGUUGGUAAAUUGGUACAUGGGGGGUUGUUGAGUCAUGCGUAGAGAAUGCGAUGCGUGGUUUGGUGGGUUUUAGGAUUUGGAUUUUAGGUUGGGGAUUUUUAGUGCGUCCUGUAGUCGUUGGCAACGUUGCUUGGAGACGAGUUUGUGUGCUCCGUGUCCGCCAUUUUCACGUUUAGAAGUGGGGAUGGAGUGACUGUCUGACGCUGUGCUACGGAAAUUUUACGAAAAAGUGGCCGAAAAUCCAGGGAAAAUAUAAUAAUUCAGUGCGUUCGGAUCGAGUUUGGGGUAAAUUGUGUGCAGUACGGAAAGCCGAGUUAGUGUUGACGAGUGAAUCCUGGGAAGAAUAAGGGCAGUGCUUGUUGUAAUAUACCAGCGUGGCUACAACACCGCUUGUCUUUGUUUCUGUCACAGAUUUAAGAUUCCGCACAUAGCAACUGGACGUCUUAAUGAGCAACAAUGGAGUAUACAGUCAGUCGCGAAGUGUAACCUAGUAGUGCCUAGUAGUAGAAGAGCGUGGCUUCGUUUUGCGCACCAACACGUGGUUGUGUUGGUGAGUGAUUCACUGGCGGAAUAUACUAGUUAGCAAUCUGUAUUAAUCGAUUGAUUAAUAGGAAUAAUAAAAGCAAGUGGCGGUGAUCGCAGCGAAAGAACGUUGCAUGCGGCUAGUUAGUGAUAUUCGAAGUACAACCAAUGGACAAGCGUAAAAUGAUGGCAAAAAGGCCUCGUGUUGACAACCUCCGUGGCCCAAUCUCGAAUGGGCCCAUGCAGUCGCGUCCUUUGGUCGCGCUUCUGGACGGCCGCGACUGUUCCAUAGAGAUGCCCAUCCUGAAGGACGUUGCGACGGUCGCGUUCUGCGACGCCCAGAGCACAAGCGAAAUCCACGAGAAAGUGCUGAACGAGGCGGUCGGUGCGCUGAUGUGGCACACGAUAAUUUUAACGAAGGAGGACCUGGAGAAGUUCAAAACGUUGCGCAUAAUCGUGCGGAUCGGCUCCGGGGUGGAUAAUAUCGAUGUGAAGGCGGCCGGAGAGCUUGGUAUUGCCGUCUGCAAUGUGCCCGGCUAUGGUGUCGAGGAGGUGGCAGACACCACGUUGUGCCUGAUCCUGAACUUGUACAGGCGUACGUAUUGGCUGGCCAACAUGGUGCGGGAGGGUAAGAAAUUCACGGGACCGGAGCAAGUGCGGGAAGCUGCUCAGGGAUGCGCCCGCAUUAGGGGAGAUACGUUAGGUAUCGUUGGCCUGGGCCGUAUCGGGUCGGCGGUCGCGUUACGCGCCAAGGCCUUCGGCUUCAACGUAAUCUUCUAUGAUCCUUACCUUCCCGAUGGUAUAGAGAAGAGUUUGGGUCUGACGCGGGUCUACACACUGCAGGACCUUCUCUUCCAAUCGGACUGCGUUUCCUUGCACUGCACCCUCAACGAGCACAACCACCAUCUUAUCAACGAGUUUACCAUCAAGCAGAUGCGACCCGGUGCCUUCUUGGUGAACACCGCACGAGGUGGACUUGUCGACGACGACGCCCUCGCCACCGCUCUUAAGCAGGGACGAAUCCGCGCCGCUGCCCUCGACGUCCACGAGAAUGAGCCGUACAACGUCUUCACUGGCCCCCUGAAGGAGGCUCCCAACCUUCUCUGCACACCGCACGCGGCCUUCUACAGCGAUGCCUCCGCGACAGAGCUCCGAGAGAUGGCCGCGUCGGAGAUCAGGAGAGCCAUCAUGGGCCGCAUACCCGAGUGCCUCAGGAACUGCGUCAACAAGGAGUACUUCCUAGGACCGGGCGCCUACCCCGAAGGUACAGUUUCUCCAGCUGGUGUAAAUGGAGGAUACUAUCAAGGCGGGGCCCUUCCCGUCCAGCAGGCCCAUUCAACAACGCCCCACGAAGCCCCUCACACGGUGGCACCUAGUGCAGCACCUCCGACACCUCAACCGCAACCGCCUACAGGACCUGUCAUCCCUCCCCACGCUCUGCCAAUGAGCACACCAGAUCCAACCAAUCACCACGCUCCGAAGCCAGAACCAUCAGAAGUCCACUAACAUCAAGGGUGAAGCAGCAUGUCGUUGACGCGUGUGUGCUUCUGUUGGGACAGAAUGUAUGAAUGCGUCAUUCUAAUUAUUUUUAUUUUUUCAAUUCAAUGCAUUAUAUGUUAAUUUCGUUUCGAUUAAGAGUUAUACAUAUCGUGGAUUUUUGGUACACAAACACAACACAUUACAAUCUAAAUGAAACCAUCAUCAACAACAACAACAACAAAAUGAAUGGAAAUCGACUCAGAUAAAAAAAAGAAAAAGCAGCAGCAAAUUGAACAUACAUACAGACCAGCAAACAAUCAAUAAAAGCAUCACAUAGUUAAGAUAAA
Molecule: messenger RNA, 2376 nt
Organism: Nicrophorus vespilloides
Lineage: Eukaryota; Metazoa; Arthropoda; Insecta; Coleoptera; Silphidae
Gene: CtBP
Product: C-terminal-binding protein
Exons: 4
Coding region: 719-2056 (445 amino acids)
Molecular function (GO): transcription corepressor activity; oxidoreductase activity, acting on the CH-OH group of donors, NAD or NADP as acceptor; NAD binding
Source: RefSeq, a predicted model, not a curated record